AUGAUCAACUCCCUGCCGCACCAUCUUGAGGACAUUGAUAAUAGAGUGCAGCUCAAGAAAAAAUUGAAGGACUGGCUGCAAGUACUGAAAGUGCUGCAAGGUGACUCUGACGACCUGGCAAUUCUGCUAUGGUUUCUUUCUGCGGUGGGUUUGCGUGCCUGGCUGGUGCUCGGUGUGGGCAUACCCCACGGUCGCAGCUCGUUUGUGCUGACUCAGCGAGGUGGUGGCGUGGAGGGCGAAAGUGGAGGAGACCAGUGGCAUGUGUGGGAUCCGACCACCGGACAGAAGUUUGCGCUGACUGACAGUUUUUGUCCUCUGCAUCGGGUGCACUGUCUUAUCAAUGAUGAAAACGUAUGGAUGAACGUUCAACGUGAAGAUCUACUACGCCGUGUGCGCCUUGACGUGGGACGUCGCGGCGACUGGUGCGGCAUGUUUGCCAGGGGCGCCGCAGCCGCUGCAGCCGCCGCCAGUCUGCAGCCGACGCAGCUCGAAUUCGCGCCCACUUCCGCUGCAGACGCCCAG
Messenger RNA from Nilaparvata lugens (brown planthopper), 522 nucleotides. RefSeq names its product coiled-coil and C2 domain-containing protein 2A-like. The transcript has 3 exons. Gene Ontology annotation, cellular component: ciliary transition zone. Lineage: Eukaryota; Metazoa; Arthropoda; Insecta; Hemiptera; Delphacidae. The annotation marks the transcript as partial. The record is from RefSeq and is a predicted model, not a curated record. Gene Ontology annotation, biological process: non-motile cilium assembly; protein localization to ciliary transition zone.